Molecule: messenger RNA, 1983 nt
Organism: Zea mays
Lineage: Eukaryota; Viridiplantae; Streptophyta; Magnoliopsida; Poales; Poaceae
Exons: 2
Coding region: 214-1761 (515 amino acids)
Source: RefSeq, a predicted model, not a curated record
AUGCACAGACUGCACUGCAGCGGUAGCAACUUGUCAGCUGACUUUGGUCGCUUCCCGCCACGUCGUGUACGGCUCUACCGGCGCCAUGCGCCAACGCUACUGUACAAGGAAUCAUUAGCCACAACAGAACGAUCCAAGCGUCUCCCAUUAUUUAACCCCGCGGAUUAGCUCAGUGAGUGCACUCACGAGACGCAAGCUAAGUGGUUGCCAGUCAUGGGCAUGCCCGACGCCAACAGGCGCAUCAAUCUCGCCGCGCCGCUCCUCUCCGUCCGGCGCCACGGUGGUGCCGAGACAGCGCCCACGGGGACGCGGUUGCCAGCCUACAAGCAGGCGGGAGCCGCCACGUCGUCGGAGCCCCCGGGCCGCACCACUACCAGCGCCGUGGCCGUGGCCGUGCCAUUCGGGUGGGAGCGCCGCCCCGGUCACCCCAAGAGCGUCCGCACCCGCCGCCAGCCGCCGCCGCCGCCCCUCACGACGAUCGUCGACGACCCCUCUCCCGCGACGCGCCCCUCGGACGACACGCUCUCCCGCGACGACGCUGCCAGCUGCGUCACCGCCAACUGCAGCGCCACCACGGGCCUCAGCGACGCCGCGUCCGCGGGGGCCGGGACGGGGUCGUCGGAGCCGCGCGCCCGCGCCCGCGGCGGCGCCAUGAUGGACCGGUUCCUGCCGGCCGCGCACGCCGUGGCCGCCGCCGGGUCCCCGCAGAACGCCUUCCGCCGCAAGGCCGCCCGGACGGCGCCGGCCGCCGCCGACAGGAGGUUGUACUUGUUGCCAGCGCAGCCGCAGAGGCGGGUGCCCCUCCACCACAUUGCGGCGUGCCACCUGCCGCCGCCCGUCCCUCCCGCUCCCAUGAGCAGCCCCCGUGGCAAGAACGACGACUACGACGGCGCCAGUUCUGACGCGCGCAGCACGCCGGGCUUCGUGUCCAGGACUAGGAGGUGCGGCCUGCUCUCCGUCCGGUGCGUCAGGAGCGCCUUGCGGCGACGUGCGGGCAGACCGUUCCGGUCCAACGGCGGCGCCAGAAGCCGAAGAGAAAAGAAGCCACUGCUGCCGCAUACCGGAGACGAUCACGGCAUGGUACUGCAAUGCUGGGAGGAAGUGUACAUCAAGUCGCUGCUCCGGUCAGGCCGCGGCAGCCUGAUGGGACCGGCGGCCGCCGUGGCCUCGGAGCUGGACAGAACCGUGUGCGAACUGUACAGCAGACGCCGACACGGGCAGGCCGCCGUCCGCCCCAAGGCGAGCCAUCUGGGUCUGCUCCUGGUCCUCGACAGGUCAAACGAGGCUUGCGGCCACGCCGCCUCACCGCCGGCGCGGAAGUUCUCUAUAACCGGCGGCGGCGACACCGCGUUGCUUCUGAGGGGCGGCGCUGCUACCAAGGGCAGCUUGCGCUUGCCCAACGGCGGCGAGAAGCGGCUGGGACGUGACGACGACGCGGCCGCCGCCGAUGCUGCCGCCGGCGGCGGGGGGUACGGUUUCCCGCUGCUUCUGGACGACAAGGAGGGCGGUAGUGCCGGACGAGAGAUGGCGCUGUCAUCGCCGCAGCCGCUGCUCCCGUUGCCGUUGCCCAAGUCGCCUACGGAGUCGUGGCUCGCGCGCGCGCUGCCGUCCGUGUCCACUCGACCCCCGACCACGUCUUUUCUGGGCCUCCAUGUGCAGCCCAGGAAGCAUGCUCCGUUGCCGUGCUGCUCCAUUGAUUCCAGCAGGGACGUCCAUCAUGACAGGCAACGGCAAAUUCGCGUGCACGAUCUACACAAAUGAUGGACGAAGCUAUCCUGAUCGUGUUAAGUGCUAGCGAGCGGCUCCUGGUUGUUUUGUUCUAGUGAUGGGUAUAUGUAGGAAUGGAUAUGCUGUAUUGAUGGGUUAGUAAUCUCCAAGGGCAUAUGUUAGCAUGUAGCAUGAUUGUAUUCGUAUUACUACUAAUAGAGCUGUAUAGCUAUAUACUGGAGCCCGGGGUAAGUAAAUGACAGCGUAAUUUACCCA